AUGCAUCUCAGCCUCAGCGCCAAGAACAAGCUUGGAUUGGUUGAUGGAUCAGUCAAGGCCUCUUCAUCCAAUGACCCGAAAUUCUCAAUCUGGCAGCGCUGCAAUGACAUGGUCCUGUCAUGGAUCUUGCACUCUCUUCAUCCAGACAUCGCCAGCAAUGUCCUUUAUGCUAAAACAGCGGCGGCUGUUUGGACAAAUCUUCGAGAUCGUUUUUCACAGAGCAAGGACGCCAGAAUUUAUCAGAUUCGACAAGAAAUUGUCGAGUGCAGACAAGGAACGCAAACUAUCUCCAUCUAUUACACAAAGUUGAAAGCUCUUUGGGAUGAGUUGGCUUCAUACCAAGAGCCCUUUAUCUGUGACUGUGAAGGACUAAAAAACCUUGCUGAGAGAGAAGAGAAAGAAAGGGUGAUGCAAUUUUUGAUGGGUUUGAGCAACACCUACUCUACGGUUCGAGGAUCAAUUCUCAUGAUGAAUCCCUUACCUGACACACGCAAAGUUCACGGCCUGGUUCUCCAACACGAGCGCCAGCUAGAGGUGACCAGCAAGCAUGACAAUCUGGUUACUCCACAUGUGAUGCAAACCGGUCGUUCUUCGGUGGCCGCCACUCCCUCCACAGCCUAG
This is a messenger RNA of Prunus mume (Japanese apricot), 621 nucleotides long. NCBI's taxonomy places the organism in Eukaryota, Viridiplantae, Streptophyta, Magnoliopsida, Rosales, Rosaceae. The record is from RefSeq and is a predicted model, not a curated record.